Morchella sextelata is the source of this 336-nucleotide messenger RNA. RefSeq lists its product as uncharacterized. The transcript has 3 exons. Lineage: Eukaryota; Fungi; Ascomycota; Pezizomycetes; Pezizales; Morchellaceae. The record is from RefSeq and is a predicted model, not a curated record. The coding region runs from base 1 to 336 and encodes 111 amino acids.
AUGUCUGCACUAUUCAACCAACGCACUCUUCUUCGAUCAUUCACCCGACUUUCAAAAGUUUCACUGGAAACAAAAAGAACUUUCCGUCUCUCAGCUAUCGCAAUGGAACAGAAAUACAAGGAAGGCCAGAAGGUUGAAUACCAUCCUAUCGGUGGACCCCAUGGAACUUCUACCAGUACCGGAAAGAUCGUACGAGUCCUCACUCACCCAGAUGCCGCUGGCUCUACCGGAAACACCGUGAAGGCAUCCGAGUCAGAUCCCCGUUACGAGAUUCAAAACGACAACACGGGAAAAACCUCGGCGGUGAAGGAGAAUAACAUUGAGCGGGUGCUUUAA